GAUCACUUUAAUAUAUAUUUUUUCGAGGGUCUGGUGGAUAGUAAGCCCUAAUUCCUGAAUCCCGAUUCUUCGACACUUCACACCAACGGAUAAACUACUGUUUUGCCUGAUAAUGGAGAGAAUUAAAAGGAGGAAUGUCAGUUGGGCUGAGGAAGAUUGGAUCAGUCAAUUGCCAGAACACUUGAUAGACUCGAUUUUAGAGCGGCUCCCGAUUGAAGAUGCUGUAAGGACAAGCAUUUUAUCAAAAAUUUGGAGGCACAGAUGGACCACAAUGAGGGCACUUGUUUUUGAUCCGAAGUUUUCUAGAAAGUUUGCAAAAAAUGGAGCUUUUGGUCGUAAUGGGUUUAUAAGGAUCAUAAACAAAGUCUUGAUCCUUCACAAGGGUCCGAUCUUGAAAUUUGCUCUUUAUAUACCAAAUGUGUUUCUUGAUAGCUUCCAAGAAGUCGACCAAUUCAUGCUACUCCUAUCAAGAAACAGUCUCACGGAACUCAUCAUUAUUAAUACAAAUCAACGUUAUGAACUUCCUUCUUGUGUGUUUUCUUGUCUAGAAUUGAGAAGUUUGAAAACGACAAACGGUUUCUUCAAUCCACCACGUGAGUUUGAAGGAUUUCUCAAUCUUGAAGAACUUAGUCUCAAGCAUAUUGAUUUUGGGGAUAGGUUGUGUGGAACUAGGAUCAACCUACCACGGCUUAAGACGUUGACCCUGAAUACGUGUACAAAUGUUUACAAUUUCAACAUUAAGGCUACAAAACUGCAGAAUUUAUUUGUCAUUGCUUGUCCUGAUGCAAUGUUGCUUCGGUUAUUAGAAAGUCGAUGCCUUUUUCAGGUUUGGAUUGCUUUCGAGAAACCCAUACAAGAUUUUGUAGGAGUUGAAAAAAUGACUUUGGCUAAAAUGUUGAGUAACUUUCCGAGAGUUAGACAGUUUUAUAUCGACAGUUAUUUUCUUAAGUUUUUUAUUGCAGAAAAAAUUCCAAAAUUGCUUCCACAUACAAUUUAUAGUUUAAAGCAAUUGCGGUUGUUCCAUUAUCAACUUGCUGAUUUGCAUCAACUUCAUGGUGCUCUUUGUUUGCUUCGGAACUCACCAAAUCUUGAAACAUUGCAUAUAUUCAUGGCAAUGGAGACUUGGGUUGAUGUGGGAGCAGCUUCAAAUCAUUUGGAAUCCCCAAACUGCUUGGAUUGUACAUUGGAACAGUUGCAAACUGUUGAGAUGACAUAUUUAGAAGGAUCGAAACCGGAACUGCUUUUUAUAAAACUUAUUCUUGCUCAUUCCCCUUCUCUCCAGAAGUUUACAAUUACACCAAGUAAAGCUUCUGAUGUUCAAAAAAGACUUGACAUUGCGAUGGAUAUUAUGCAGUUCCCUAGAGCCUCAACAAAAGCAAAAAUGUUCUACUUGAAUCCCAAGCCAUAAUCAUGUAGGUGAUAAUGUUCAAUCACAUUGCAAUUUUUUUGGGGUGCCAUUACUGAUUUUUUGUAUUUAUUUUUACAUCACGUGAUCAAGUACAAUUUUAAAGUAGAUGAACAACAAAUCAAAAUCAAUUUACGAAAAUGUUGACAGAUACCUACAACCGAAAUCAAGACUUCAUCGAAGUAAAAUACGAGAUUUAUGUAGAAUGAUAAAAAAUUACCAUUUUAACGUUUUGUAUUUUUUUUUCCUGCUAAAUGAAAUGUUCCC
Molecule: messenger RNA, 1672 nt
Organism: Lactuca saligna
Lineage: Eukaryota; Viridiplantae; Streptophyta; Magnoliopsida; Asterales; Asteraceae
Source: the annotation of a GenBank genome assembly